This is a messenger RNA of Uloborus diversus, 4419 nucleotides long. It is a transcript of the gene twr, whose product is annotated as signal peptidase complex catalytic subunit SEC11A-like. The record is from RefSeq and is a predicted model, not a curated record. Bases 118 to 651 code for a protein of 177 amino acids. Gene Ontology annotation, molecular function: serine-type endopeptidase activity. Gene Ontology annotation, cellular component: membrane; signal peptidase complex. The transcript has 6 exons. NCBI's taxonomy places the organism in Eukaryota, Metazoa, Arthropoda, Arachnida, Araneae, Uloboridae.
CGUGUGCUUUGCUGCGCUCCGUUUAGUUUGUUGUGACUGUAUGGAGUUUUCGCGUGGAGAAACACGGCCGGUAUUUUAAAAGUGAUUCCUUGAAACUAUAAAUUAUAACUAAGCAAAAUGUGGGAUUGUUUGGAAGAUCUUAAGCGUAUGAAUAAACGCCAGUUAAUGUACCAGGUUUUAAACUUUGGUAUGAUAGUUUCCUCUGCGUUAAUGAUAUGGAAAGGUUUAAUGGUCGUAACUGGCAGUGAGAGUCCUAUUGUUGUUGUUCUCAGUGGAAGUAUGGAACCUGCGUUCCACAGAGGGGAUUUGUUAUUUCUAACAAAUCACAGAGAUGACCCCGUACGGGUUGGAGACAUAGUAGUCUUUAAAGUUGAAGGCCGUGAUAUACCAAUUGUGCAUCGAGUUCUCAAGAUUCAUGAGAAAAAUAAUGGAACUCUAAAAAUUUUAACAAAAGGUGAUAACAAUUCAGUAGAUGAUAGGGGACUUUAUGCUCCUGGUCAACUAUGGUUAGAAAAGAAAGAUAUUGUUGGUCGUGCUAGAGGUUUUGUACCAUAUGUUGGUAUAGUGACUAUUCUUAUGAAUGAUUAUCCAAAAUUUAAGUAUGCUGUUUUGGGAUGCCUUGGUUUAUUUGUAUUAAUUCAUCGAGAUUGAGUACCAUCUGUUUGGAGGAAAAUAAUAUUUUUCAAUAACCAUCCAAGAAAAAUGUUUUUAAGCUUGUUCAAAAAAAAUGUGCACAAACAUUUGUUAAUAUUUUCAUUGAAAGAUUUCGGUUGGUUUAUUUUUCAUGAGAUUGCUGCUUAGAGUGAUAACUCCUAUCCUGGAAAAACUUCAGGUACAAUCUAACUGCUUGAGCUGUUUUUGAAUAAUUUAUACUGUUCCUGAAAUGCAAUGAAGUUAUUUGAAGGGAAGGAAGUUGUAUGUUUUUUAGUUUUAAAAAAAGGACAAUUUUAAUUCACGCUUUUGUUUUUGGACAAUCCCCCCCCCCUCCCAUAUUCUAUUGAAAAAGCUACUUGUAUGCUGGUUUGAAGAGCAAAUUUUGCAUGUGCAUAAUUUUACUUGAACAAUGAAGGGAAGGAAAUUUAGAUGGAAGCAACCUGUGAUGUAUGCUUUUUUUUUGCUAGAUUGUAUUGCUGUAAAUUAAGGCAGUAUAUAUUUUAAACAAUUGAAUUGCUUUUAAAUAACUUUUUAUUUAUUACAAAAUUCAUAUGACCAUUUACUUGUUAUGAAUUAUCCACACAUUUAGGGAAGAAAACACCUUUUAUUUAUCCCCCUUCCUGCUCCCUCCCUGUUAUAUUUACUUUUUUUUUAAAGUGUCAAUGUGAAUUGGAAUUAUCUGUUUGAAACCUUGAUAAUUAUCUCUUAAUUUACAGAUUUAAGCAUUAUUUCUAUGCAAUUUUUUAAAAAUUUAGUUAUGAAAAUGAAAUUAGUACAUUGAAACCUGUAUCAGUUGCCCACCUGCAGUGCAUGAUUUUAGUGGUCAACUUAUGGAGGUUGAUGUAUGAUUCAGAAUUAACUCUUUACCUGACAAUAAAAGUCGACUUAGACAGGGGCUUAACUUACAAAGUUUGCCAACUUUACAGGUUUUACUUUAAUAGUGAAAUGAUUUUGCUGAAAAUGUGAAUAUACAGGUGAAUGUUAAAAAAAUUGUUAGUAAUACAUAGUUGCAUUCCGAGUCAAUUCCCCACUCCAUUGGCGUAGUGUACCACUCCCAACUUAUUCUUUUAUCUUUUUCCCAAUUCUUCACUUUCAUGCCUGUACUUAUAUUAUUCUUUUAACAUAAAAAUAUUGUCUGGUGUUUCUAGUAUUGUUGAAUAUUUAUACACAUUCAGCCAUAAAAGUUUCUAUUGUAUAUGUAUAUACAUAAUAUAUGUAUGACUAAAUUGGACAUAUUAUAGCUAUUUUUGCAUUUUUUACAUUAUCUUAAUUCACAUCAGAUCAAGUUUUUAUUUAUUCAUUUCUACUUGGAUCUUUAUGUAAGAUGCAAAAGUAGUGUCAUUUAGUAAUUUGCAACUGUCUUUUAUUGAGCAUUCAAAAUUAGUUUUUUUUUUACUACAAAACUAAAUCAUUUAUAUCUGUUGAGUGACGGUUGUUUUUACAUUCUCAAAUUGAGCCAUAAUUAUAGCAUUCUAAAUUAUAGUAACAUAAUAAUUAAUACAAGUAGGUGUCUUGUACAAACUUCUUAUUUCUCUUAAGUUUUUGAACCUUUGACAUGAACAAAAAUUCAUCAACAUUGACUUAAAAUAAUAUUUUAUUUUGCUGUUAGAUAUCACACAGUGGGUAGAUUUGAGCCGUGACGAGUAUUUGAAUUCUGUACCAAAAUUGACAUAACUGAUAUAAAGUUUUUGUUGCAGAAUGCAACAAGUAUUACGUAAAACCCAUGUUAAAUUGUCAGUUCUUUUCUACAACAAUAUAUUUAACAAAGUUGCACAAAUGCUUUCUAAACUGUAACCAGCAAUGCUAUUCAGUAGUGUAGCAACUAUACAGCAAGAUCAUACUUUUGCAGAAUACAACACUAGUCGGGAUAAUAUCUAUGCUACCUGAAAGUCAAGUGGUGCAUGAAAGAGGUUUAAUCUUUAAAUAUCAAUUGCAUUACAAAACUAUAAUGAAGCAUUGCAAUUUAUUUUUUAGAAUAUUGCAAACUAUUCAAACUUUAUUGUAACUACAAAAAACUUAGUUUAUUUUUAAAACAUGGUGUAGGUUUAAAUAUGCAAUUGGUUAAGCUGACUGUAAUUCGAAGCUUUCUUUCAAGUAAAAUUGUAAAAGUAAUAAUCAAAUUUCAAACCAUACACAUCUUUUGUGUAAAGAUAAUAAGAAUAAUACGUAUGCAGUUGAUGCUCGAUGUUAUGAAAUCUUAGAGAUCACAAAAAUUGUUCAUAAAAUCAAGACUUUGUAAAGUUGAAAAGUAGUGUUUCAAUGAAAGGUUUUUCAAACAUGGUAGACUGAUCUUAAACUUGUGGGUAUUUGUAAAUUAGAGGUUCGUUAAAUCAAGUUUCAACUGUAUAUGUGUGUUAUUAGUUCAUAAUAAGUUGUAUUAACCACUUUUGGACAAACACUCUUUUAUAUAAAGCAAAAUGAAAAUGUAAAUGAUCACUUUUGCUUGGAACGUGCAUUUGAACAAACAGUGCUCUUCAGUGGAAAUGGAGUGACACUAUGAGAAAUAUAGCUAUUUUCUUGCAUAGCUCCAUUUCUUUACAGAUAAAAGUUGGCUGUUGCUUUUAACUCCAAAAAUAUGAACGCAAUUUUAUUUCAAAUUUGUAAACUUGGGCUUUGCUCAGGCAACAUUUAUUACAGUUCAAAAAUCAAAUAUUACAAAACAAAAAAAAAAAAAAGAAAAAGGAAGACACGUUAAAAUUUCAGUAUUAGUCACAAUUGCACAAUUUUUUUUAGAAGAUGUCAGAUAUAGAAAAAAAAAAGAGCUUAUAAACUGAUUUAUUUAAACAAAAAAAAAAAAAAAAACUUGAAUGUUGUUAAAUUACUAAUUCAGUUUGUGAUUAUCUAAUGAAAAUUAGCAUAUCAGGCAAAAUGCAAAUAUAGGGUUGAUGACAGUGGCAUAGCCAGGAUUUAUUUUUCAAGGGGGUGCAAUUAUAUAUGGAGUUUUAAAAAAAUAUUAAAAAACCUAACCCAUUAACAGAUGUUCUCAAAUCCAAUUUUGCUUAAAAUCUAGCAAACUAAUAGUUCUGUUUUUCUUUUUUAAAUUUUUUACCCCAAUCCCUUUUUAACAAAGGGACAGAAAUGAUGCUUUGGCUUUUAAGUUGCUUUUUACCAGAAACCACACUGUAAAUGUAUUAUUCUGUCCUAAUAUUUUUAUGUAUUUAUCUAUUUUUGUGAAAUAAUUAAGUUUUUUUUAAUGAAAAAAGAGGGAGGAAAAGAUGUUUUCAAAUUUAAUUUUCCGAGGAAUAGGAAAUACAUAUUAUUUUAUAUACUCAAAUUCAAAUUUUCUUGUACUUGAGCAGAAAUAUUAUGUGUGGAAAAAAAUGAACAUUUUAAUUUUUUGGAUUUUGUUACACAUUUUAGGGAGAGUCCAGACCCCUUGGACCCUUUCCUUGACGAUGCCACUGAUUCAUGGUUUUACAAAAUAGGAAGGAAUGAAAUGAUACUUAUGUUUAAUAUAUUAUGUCUUUUAUUUAUUUUUAUUAUUAUUAUUAUUAUUAUUUUUUUGUAAAUAAUUUAGAACAAAGUUCAAGAGAAGGGGGGAGCCUUUGGUUUGGAUACAAGUGUAUGUGUACCUAAUGUGUUCGAAAAUACUUAUAUUGUUUGUAUCACUUUAAUUGACAUUCUACAAAUAAGAAAGUUUUCCAGUGUUCAAGGGACUACUUAUAAUUCUUUUUAUCUGAUAGAAGUGUUAAUAUGUUAAAAUGUGACAAUAUUCAUAAAUGUAAUUUUAUAAGUGGGAAUAAAAUGUUUUUCAGUGUUUUGCAA